AUUUACUAAGGUAGGAACAAAAGUACAGCGGAACCUUUAGUGCAACACGAAGAGAUGGGGAAUGAUUUGAGUGUGACUCACCCUGGGAAUGUAAACAAAUCUUUCAGCCGACUAAUCAUUUUCUGAUACUGUGUCAUGAAUACCAUGAAAUAAGAAACUUUGAAGCCGACAUGUACUUCUGAUGGUUGGUUGAAUUAGUAGUCGACACAUCGCUGACAUGUCGGUUAACCGUUUAAAAAAGAUGUACUAUAAUCCCUGGAUCUACACACCAGUGAGGACUGUCCUUGCAAUCUGGAGGCAGCUAACUAAGACAGAGAUCCCAGAGCUGACAAAGUGCUCUGUGCUGAUAAAGGAGCGCAGCAGAGUUGAGGAGACCAUCCACGCCAUGCAGCGAGCAGGUGCAGGCCGCCUGCAGGUGAUCUCAGACUUCGAUAUGACACUAACCAGGUUUGCCCACAACGGCAAAAGAGUCCCUACGACACACAACAUCUUGGAUAACCGGUUGUUGCUCAGUGAAGAUUGCACUAAAAAGAUGAAGGAGCUGUUGAAUACAUACUACCCUAUUGAGAUUGACCCUAGCAGGACUACUGAAGAGAAGUUGCCUCUCAUGGUAGAGUGGUGGACUAAGGUCCAUGCGCUGCUGAUCCAGCAGAGGAUCAGAAAAGACCUGCUGGCCCAGGCUGUCAAGGAAUCUGGCGCUAUGCUAAGGGAUGGCUACAAAGCAUUUUUCGACCAUCUGACGGAGCAACAGAUCCCUCUGUUGAUCUUCUCGGCUGGUGUUGGUGACGUCCUCGAGGAGGUGAUUCAACAGAACCAAGUGUUCCAUCCCAAUGUUCACAUCAUCUCCAACUACAUGGACUUUGACCAAACUGGCGCCCUGCAAGCCUUUAAAGGCCAGCUGAUCCACACCUUCAAUAAGAGGGAAGGUGCUCUGUCGCAUGCAGCCAGCUUCACAGAGCUGCAGGGGCGACCCAACGUGCUGCUGCUGGGAGACUCUUUGGGAGACCUAACGAUGGCGGACGGAGUUUCCGAGCAUGAGAACAUCCUUACCAUUGGCUUCCUCAAUGACCAGGUGGAGGAGAGAAAAGAGUCGUACAUCAACUCCUUUGACAUCGUGUUGGUGAAAGAUGAAACGCUGGAUGUUCCUAAUGCCAUCCUCACAUAUAUUACCUCAUUAAGAGACAACAAAUAAGAUGCAAAAGGAGGAUCUGGACCCUUUGUGACCACGUACGCAAGGACAGAUCUGUUCACUCCAUUUGGCAUGUUGCACACUGGACAACCACACUUCAUCACUUACCUCAAACCAGAACUUGAACCUGGAUCUUUUUGCUCCAAAGCUGUAUGCUUGGACACAUGGUUCAGUCCACAUGCUCAAUAGUUCACAGGAAUCUGUGGUGCUCACUUUUCUGAAGUUUGUCACAUCAGGUUUGCGACAUUCACUUUUUCUUACCAUCUUUGCAUCAGGUCUAUAGCGGUCACUUUUUCCUGAUGAUUUUACUUCAGGUCACUUACGACAAGUCUUGUUAUUUUUACAAUCUCAGCAUUUUGAAUUGUGUGUGUUUCAAAGUAGACCUACCAACCUCAAACUGUUUAAACGUCUAAAGUAGAUUCUGCAUUUUCAACUUAAUUUAGAACAAUCUUGAAUAAAUACUAGUGUUGCAGUUGCACAGACUAUUAGAACUAUUAAACUCAGUGAAACUUUUCUUCCUGCUCCAGGACGUCUAAUUAAAAGCAGGAGAAAAUAUAAUGCAACUUUUCGAGUUUUCGAGUGCAAAAGUAUAGCUAAGCCCGCUUUGGAAAAAACAAGCAUCCUUUUUAGUGUAUCUAAUUUUCUUUUCUGUUUUAACGUACUUACAACUUUUAAAUGAAGCCAAUGUGUGAACAAAGAUUCAUAACACAUUUUAAAAAUGUCUCCAUCCUUUAAGUCUUUCAUUUCAUAAUGACACAUUUCUGUUGUGUUUUCUGUGUACUGUUAAUUACCUCUGUGUACACUCCAAGUACUUGAGUAAAUCCUUAAAGGGGGGUGCUAUUGUUGAACUACUAUGCUGGUCAUGGACUGGCCAUAACAAACACUUUUUUUUUUUAGCAUAUGGUGAUUAAUAAUAGUACCUGGUACUAAAACACCCCUGGCCAAACAUCAAUGAUGGAAUUUGAUCUUUGGUCGGACUUGGUGAACCAAAAAACCUCAAGUGAAUUUGAGCUGAAAAUAUCAGGAUCCACAAAGUCUUCAACUCCCACCUUUCAAAGAAUUUCCUGUGCAUCUCUAAUCUCUACCAUCUCCAAAUCCUCUACUAUGGAGGCAGCUGCCAGAGAUGGGUGCCAGCAGGAUGUCAGUACUAACCUUGGCACUUGCUGGGCGACCUCAGCAGAGAGGAAAGCCUGACAGAGCCUUUUAGACUUGACAAGCCCAAGAGUCUCCUGAGUCAGAAGACAGUUAAAGUAAGGCUCAUUAGAUUAAUAGAUGGCCGUAUAUUAUAUUGUAGCUUUUACAGUCUGCUAGGGACAGAUCAGUAUUUUUCUAGAUGAAUACAAGGAUCUAAUAAUCUUCCACAAAUAUCAACACUAUACCAUUGCACAUAUUUUAUCCUAGUCCAUGUGAUGAGGAUGAGAUUUUCAGAUGGUUCAUCUUUAAAAUAUCACCCUCUAUGUAACAAAGACUAUAAUACAACUGUUUCAAACUACUCUUGACCCUUCAAGACACAAGAGUCACAUGCACAUGUUUGGGGAUGUUCUCUCAAUCAUCAUCUUUUGCAUUAUCAUGUCUGUUGUAUUCUCAGCUUCCAACACAGCCUGUAAACAGACAGAUGCAGGACCUCAGGACCCAGUUCUCAUUUUAUUGAUGAUAUUUUGCAUCAGGUCCACUUAGGUGUUUUGUUUCUAUGAUUGGUGCCACAGGUCAAUAAUACUCAUGUCAGGUCUGUGCUGGUCACUUUUUUGAUCAUGUUACCUCAGGUCCACGAUGUGAACUUCUUCAAAGAUUUUCACCUCAGGCUCAUGGUGGUCAUAUCAGGUUCAUUGCAGACACUUUUGAUUUAUUCUCACAUCAGGUCUUUUUAUUUAUUUAUUUAUUUUUGCAUCAAGUACACAGUGGUCAACAAAUUAUGCAAAUUUACGUCAGAUCUGCAGUGGUCACUUUUUUCGAUAAUUGUAGCGCAAGGCUAACUUCGCUCCCUUCUUUGAUAAUUUCUGCAUCAAGUCUGUGGUUGUCACUUUGUUCGAUGAUUUUACAUGUUAGGUCCGCAGUUUCCUCUUUGAUUACAUUACUGUCAGGUCCACAGUGGUCAUUUUUCUCAUUGAUUGACACAUCUGCAUAGCUUGUGCUUUCAACAAAAAUCCCUCAGGUUAACGUUGGUCACCUUUUCAAUGACUUUUGUUUCAGGUCUGUGGUGGCCUCCUCUUUAAUGAUUUUCUCCUCAGGUUGAGAGUGGUCACUACUUUGCAAUAAUUGUUGCGCCUGAUCCACUGUGAUCCCUUCCUUGAUGAUUUUGCAUCAGGUGCUGGGUGGACACAUGGUUCAGUCCACAUGCUCAAUAGUUCACAGAAAUCUGUGGUGCUCACAUUUAUGAAGUUUGUCACAUCAGGUCUAUAGCGGUCACUUUUUCUGAUGAUCAUGCGUCAGGUACUUGUGCUGUAUUUUUUAUGACUUUCAUGUUGGGUCCACAGCGCUCACUUAUUGUGGAUGAUUUUCAUGUCAACAUCAUCGUAUUCACUUUUUUUGUUGAUCUUACGUUAGGUCAGAGUGGUCGCUUUUUAAAAUUAUUUUAAUAAUUAGCAGAGAUAAUACAUACCGCUGUGUCCACAAGGGGGCCUUAAAGUUACCACAAACUGAAAGUUCCUCACUGGAGCUUUAGUAAUUUGAUUCAGUGCUAAGUAUUAUCAUUUUGAAAUGUAACCACUUGAAAUAAAACUUAUAUUUUUGAGAUUUCAAUUGAAUGUUAGAUGUGACCAGAUAAUGAAAUUCGUUUUAAAGUUACUACUUUAAAAUGAAUACCUAAAAAAAAAUGUUCUUAUAAAAUUGAACAUUAAAGUUAGAGUGAACUCCUAAACUUUUAUGUUUUUAUGUCUUUUUUUGGGUCAAAAGAUCUAUUUUUAAAAAUGUGAACUCUGUAGUAGAGAGGUGUGGGAUACUUCUGAUGUAAGCAUAUGAAAAUAUAACAAAAUUGUUUUUGAGUUGUACCAGAAUGGCAAACAAUCAACCUAGAAAUGAAAUAUUUCACCAUGAGCCAUCAACACAAGUUAACAUCAGACUCACUGUCAUAAUGAUCAUAAGUCAAUCACUGCUGACAUCAGUUCAACUAUCUGUCCAGUAACUACAAUAAAUGAGUACAAUAAU
Molecule: messenger RNA, 4333 nt
Organism: Notolabrus celidotus (New Zealand spotty)
Lineage: Eukaryota; Metazoa; Chordata; Actinopteri; Labriformes; Labridae
Product: 7-methylguanosine phosphate-specific 5'-nucleotidase-like
Exons: 10
Coding region: 218-1192 (324 amino acids)
Cellular component (GO): cytoplasm
Molecular function (GO): magnesium ion binding; 5'-nucleotidase activity
Source: RefSeq, a predicted model, not a curated record